CCAAAACAAAAACACACCAACCAGUCAAACCAAGCCUAACCUCAAACUCAAACUGCAACGCAUAAACACCAACACCGUUGGGUAAUAACUGGUCCCUUACCAAAUAAAUCAUUCCAAUUUGGUUGAAAAAGUGUUCUCGUAAGAUAAGGUUCUAUCCCUAUAACAGUUCCUUAUGAUGACUUCCCAUUUAAGGAGAGAGGUUUUGAGAGCCUUCAAGGGAUUACACAAAGCUAGAAAAUCUGUCUUUGAGGGGGACGAACAUGCACUCCAACUAACUCGAGCUAAGAUCAAUGAGGAGUAUCAAAAAAACAAACAUUUUGAAGAUAAAACAAAAAUAGAGGAGAUGAUAAAAUUCUCCAAAGAUGUUGAAACUGAGUUAAAAACAACUGUUGUCCAGGCUAGGGAAGUUGAACCUCUAAAAUAUGAGGUUCGAUUCAGAGAUGAAACAGUGAGGAUGGAUAACAAGCCAUAUCAGGAUGUACCAGAAGAAAUUCUCAUGGCAAACAUGAAAAAAGGAGGGAAAAAAUGUGGAGACGUGAAAAAAACUUGAAGACCGAAAAACUAAUCAGAGUGAUUUAUUAAAGGUCCAAUGAUCAAAACUGGUCCUAGUUGUCCUAAAUCAUGGGCUUUUAGUGAUUCAUUCUGGUUAUAGAAUCAGUUGGUCUUAGUCAGUAACAAAGCUACACAUGUAUUUACCUUUAAAUACAGCCUUUGGUAUUUCUGCAUAGUUGAAAUAUAAUCUUGUUCCUGUUAGGAACGUACUAGGCAGUCACUAGAACUCAUUUAAUGUGUGCAUAUUUUAUCCUCAUAGGUAGCAGCAGCCGCAGAGUAUUUUUUUUGCGGCUGUUGUUUUGUAAUUGGCAACUCAAUGCACACGUUUAGUAUUUUUGUUUAAUGAUGAUUAACAUUAAAGGUUGACUGAUUGAUUAGUUUGGAAGCAACUUAUUGUGCAUUUUUUGUUACAAGUCUACAGUUUUACAAUAGAAUUUCAUAUCAUCUACCUGUUUCUGUAUUAUAGUGUUGACUAUUGAUGUAAAUAGAUAUUUCGUCCCCAUUUAAAUUUUCUUAAUUUUUAGAAUCAUAAUAGACAUAGUUGAAUUGAUCCACUGACAUUGAGCUGAUGUAAGCUGUUGGUUGUUGGUUUCUAACGAAUUCGCCAUAUUUUUUACCAAGUCAAACUGAUAGAACAACUUAUUGUAGCUUUUAUGUCACAUAAACUGUACAAAAAUAGUAACAAAAACCAAGGAAUAAAAUAGAAUUUAAGGCUGUAGUCCACUUCAUGAAUGGCUCAAUCAGUGGCGGUUCCAAGGGAGGGUCUACCCUGGUAAUAUAAAUUUAAACAUAAAAUUUUUCAUAAAAACCUAACAAAGGUUUCUGGAUACAGUUCUAGACGUUAAAAAUGGUUUUAAAAAUAGCAAAUUUUCAGCAGGAGAACCACCUGACCUCCCUUCUGGUGUGAUUCACCCCCAUUAGCACCCUCUUACUUAGAACCACCCCUGGGAUCAUUCAACUAUUUUCUUUUCUAAUAGAAAAUAGGCUACCUGGUACAUAUGGUCACCUGGACUAUAUGGAUGGUAUUUCUGAUCUAGUAUCCAAAAUAAAAUUACCAUAGGUAAUAAAGAAUAAUCAUCUAUCACAUGUAUUUUUUUAUUUAACUGUAAUAAAUUCUAUUAUUUGA
Messenger RNA from Macrosteles quadrilineatus (aster leafhopper), 1678 nucleotides. Its product is annotated as complex III assembly factor LYRM7-like. Gene Ontology annotation, biological process: mitochondrial respiratory chain complex III assembly. The coding region runs from base 173 to 550 and encodes 125 amino acids. The transcript has 5 exons. The record is from RefSeq and is a predicted model, not a curated record. Lineage: Eukaryota; Metazoa; Arthropoda; Insecta; Hemiptera; Cicadellidae.